Messenger RNA from Nycticebus coucang (slow loris), 5534 nucleotides. It is a transcript of the gene FOXP1, whose product is annotated as forkhead box P1. Gene Ontology annotation, molecular function: DNA-binding transcription repressor activity, RNA polymerase II-specific; RNA polymerase II cis-regulatory region sequence-specific DNA binding. NCBI's taxonomy places the organism in Eukaryota, Metazoa, Chordata, Mammalia, Primates, Lorisidae. The record is from RefSeq and is a predicted model, not a curated record. The transcript is spliced from 20 exons. Gene Ontology annotation, biological process: regulation of transcription by RNA polymerase II. Gene Ontology annotation, cellular component: nucleus. The coding region runs from base 440 to 2467 and encodes 675 amino acids.
GCGGGCGGGGGUAAGGGGGCAAGAGAGAACCGAGAGCCCCAGAUUGCGCCAGGGACUCUCCGUCUGCCAGGAGACAGGCUGGGCGAUGAGACAUAGCGUUAAGGUGCCGGGAGCAAGGAAUGCGCCCAUUCUCAAGCCGUGUCCCAGGAGCUUCUGCUGACAAUUCCAGUUUCCGAACGAAACAUUUUGGCAAUGGUGAGGGCUUCAACCCCUUCUCUGAUUUGCUGUCAACCAUGAACGGAUUGUGGAUGUGAUGCCUGCUAGCCCAAAGGUAUCCCCCUGUGUGUUGCAGUCCCGUGGCAUUAUGCAUGCCCCCUUCCAGUGACCCCAGGCUUUUUAUGGCUGUGAGACGCAUUAACAUUUCAGGGGUAAGACGUGACCUUUUGAGGUGACUAUAACUGAAGAUUGCUUUACAGAAGCUAAAAAAGGUUUUUGAGUCAUGAUGCAAGAAUCUGGGACUGAGACAAAAGGUAACGGUUCAGCCAUCCAGAAUGGGUCGAGCAGCAGCAACCACUUGUUAGAGUGUAGCAGCCUUCGGGAGGGGCGGUCCAACGGAGAGACGCCGGCAGUGGACAUCGGAGCAGCCGACCUUGCCCACGUCCAGCAGCAGCAGCAGGCUCUGCAGGUGGCAAGACAGCUGCUUCUUCAGCAGCAACAGCAGCAGCAAGUUACUGGGUUGAAGUCUCCCAAGAGGAAUGACAAACAACCAGCUCUUCAGGUUCCCGUGUCAGUGGCUAUGAUGACACCUCAAGUUAUCACUCCCCAGCAAAUGCAGCAGAUCCUCCAGCAACAAGUGCUGAGCCCUCAGCAGCUCCAGGUUCUCCUUCAGCAGCAGCAAGCCCUCAUGCUUCAACAGCAGCAGCUUCAAGAGUUUUAUAAAAAACAACAGGAACAGUUGCAGCUUCAACUUUUACAACAACAACAUGCUGGAAAACAGCCUAAAGAGCAACAGCAGGUGGCUACUCAGCAGUUGGCGUUUCAGCAGCAGCUUUUACAGAUGCAGCAGUUACAGCAGCAGCACCUCCUGUCUCUGCAGCGCCAAGGCCUUCUGACAAUUCAGCCCGGGCAGCCUGCCCUUCCCCUUCAACCUCUUGCUCAAGGCAUGAUUCCAACAGAAUUGCAGCAGCUCUGGAAAGAAGUGACAAGUGCUCACACUGCAGAGGAAACCACAGGCAACAAUCACAGCAGUCUGGACCUGACCACGACAUGUGUCUCUUCCUCUGCACCUUCCAAGACCUCCUUAAUAAUGAACCCACAUGCCUCUACCAAUGGACAGCUCUCAGUCCACACUCCCAAAAGGGAAAGUUUGCCCCAUGAGGAGCACCCCCACAGCCAUCCUCUCUAUGGACAUGGUGUAUGCAAGUGGCCAGGCUGUGAAGCAGUGUGCGAAGAUUUCCAAUCAUUUCUAAAACAUCUCAACAGUGAGCAUGCGCUGGACGAUAGAAGUACAGCUCAAUGUAGAGUACAAAUGCAGGUUGUACAGCAGUUAGAGCUACAGCUUGCAAAAGACAAAGAACGCCUGCAAGCCAUGAUGACCCAUCUGCAUGUGAAGUCUACCGAACCCAAAGCCGCCCCUCAGCCUCUGAAUCUGGUCUCAAGCGUCACACUCUCCAAGUCCGCAUCAGAGGCUUCUCCACAGAGCUUACCUCAUACGCCAACGACCCCCACGGCCCCCCUGACUCCUGUCACCCAAGGCCCCUCAGUCAUCACCACCACCAGCAUGCACACGGUGGGACCCAUCCGCAGGCGGUACUCAGACAAAUACAACGUGCCCAUUUCUUCAGAUAUUGCGCAGAACCAAGAAUUUUAUAAGAAUGCAGAAGUUAGACCACCAUUUACAUAUGCAUCUUUAAUUAGGCAGGCCAUUCUUGAAUCUCCAGAAAAGCAGCUAACACUAAAUGAAAUCUAUAACUGGUUCACACGAAUGUUUGCUUACUUCCGACGCAACGCGGCCACGUGGAAGAAUGCAGUGCGUCAUAAUCUUAGUCUUCACAAGUGUUUUGUGCGAGUAGAGAACGUUAAAGGGGCAGUAUGGACAGUGGAUGAAGUAGAAUUCCAAAAACGAAGGCCACAAAAGAUCAGUGGUAACCCUUCCCUUAUUAAAAACAUGCAGAGCGGCCACGCCUACUGCACACCUCUCAAUGCGGCUUUACAGGCUUCAAUAGCUGAGAAUAGUAUACCUCUAUACACUACCGCUUCCAUGGGAAACCCCGCUCUGGGCAACUUAGCCAGCGCAAUACGGGAAGAGCUGAACGGAGCGAUGGAGCAUACCAACAGCAACGGGAGUGACAGCAGUCCAGGCAGAUCCCCUAUGCAAGCUGUGCAUCCUGUACACGUCAAAGAAGAGCCCCUCGAUCCAGAGGAAGCUGAAGGGCCUCUGUCCUUAGUGACAACAGCCAACCACAGUCCAGAUUUUGACCAUGACAGAGAUUAUGAAGACGAACCAGUAAAUGAGGACAUGGAGUGAAGGUCUGUGCGGGCCAACCCUGAAAAUGAAGAUUGGAAAAAGGAAGAGAAAAAAAAAAAAAAGUCAAAAGUUAGCAGUGAAAUUGUUCUCCAUUUGUUGUACAGUCUGGAGGAUUUUCACUACAUUUUGACAACUCUGAAAUGUGUUAACUCUUAGUGCCAUCAAGAAUCCCAUUUGGGAGUAUUUUUGAUUUUUCUACUUUUUGUUGAAAAAAGGAAUUUGUACUCUGUGCAUUGGAUGGACUUGUUUGGUACUUGGGAUUUUCCUCUCUUAACAGUCAACAUCAGUGUUGUAAAUUUGCUAAACUGAUUCACUUUUAGCAGCAGACUUUGAACUGCAGCCCUACCAGCGUUGGACACUGAAGUCACCCGACAGAGCUUGUGCACCUGAGCUGCAGACCAAGCCUUUGCCCAGAACUUAAGGAUUCCAAUGGACGACCUAUUUGCACAGUACUGCAUGUUGAUUAUCACUGCCUUUACUCCUUUUUUUUUUUUUUUUUUUUUUUUGCUUCCAGUUGGGAUGGGGAAGGCCUUUGUGUGUGUGUUGGGGGGAGGGGUUAAAAAUAAUUAUCCCAAACUCUUUAAUGUAUUGCUUUUUUUUUUUUUUCUUCUACUAUACCAUUUUAAGUUCUGACCUCAGGCCUCCAUUUGGGCCCAUGGCCUCUUGGAGGCUUAAAGUUUUCUGUACCUUGUGAUGAAUGUUGAUAGGUGUUUUUAUUAUACAAAGCUGAAUGUCACUUCUCGUUUGUAGCUUUCUGUCACUCACUCCAUCUUCCUUCAGACAUCACCACAUUGAUCUAAAAAGUCAGAAAACAUUCCAUUUGGUCUAUUUUCAAAAGAGUCCCAAACGCUGCGCUCUACACAUGAAGGUCCUCUCACACAGACGUGACGUCCUGCCAGAAAGAGAAUGAAUGACAGAAAAGAGAGAGAGAGAGACACUCGAGGAACAAUGCCGAUUCAUUCCGUGAAGCAGUAUUGGGGGUGGUCAGGGGGCUGUUUCAGAUUUUCCUCUUUCUUUUGCAGCAACCAUCAUUCUUAAAAAAUGCCAUAGCGUUCUACCAGCACAAAGAAACAUAGGCAGCACUGAAAAAAGUCUCAUAAUUUAGACUGACAGAUACGGUCGUGGAAGCUCUCCCUUGGAUAACCAAGUUGCCAUGGGCUACGAGUCUCAGUUAUAACCAGUGGGGGUUGCUUUCUUUACAAAAUGGCCCAAAAAUCCGGCUUCCCUGAGCAACUUUGCUGAAAGCCGUGACAGCAGAGGCACUGAGAUUGCACAUCAGUUCAGACCUGCUUGGUGGUGUUACUCAGUGAAUGUGAAUUAGAUUUCAGAUUGAACUUGUUAUAGGACUUAAUGAGGACUGAGUUUAGCAAAUGCUCCAGUGCUAAUUUCAAAUGUGCAAAUCUGGUACUACAGUUUGUUAAUGCAAUAGUGUCACACCAACCCAGAAUCAGAAAUUAACAGGAGAAGAAAGACAUGAUGGGGGGCUGGGCUCAUCCCAGCCCCGGGCUUUUGAGAACAGAACAUGGCAUGCAGAAGGUGAUGGUUCUAGGUCAGCACAACCUCAGUAGUCAGAACCCCUCGACACUUCCACUCUGCACCCACUUCCCUGUCAUUUAUUUAUCUAGGACUGUAGAUUUUGUUUUAGUUCGAGAGCCUUUCAAAGCUUAACUUAUACUCUUCGUACCUUUUUUUCCCUAAAAUUACCAAAGAUACUACACAAAGGUAAAUUAUGUUCUCUGUUUUAUGCUUUAUCUGAUAAAGCCAAAUAUCCUCUUAUUGUUGAUCAAAGGAGGCAAAAGAAUUUAGAGGCAAAUGACAAGAUUAUAGGCUAUUGCUUACCUGAGAAAGAGAACUGCUCCUUCACUAUAGAGUAAAUUUAGAAGACCAAGUAGAUAAUGAAACCAAAGUUGUUACUUUUUUCUAGUAGUUUUUUUUUCUUCCCUAUACCUCUUUAGAGACCAAAACCCAUUCUUAGAAAUUAUGGGACUUCUCAAAUAAAAAUAGGACACAGUGUUAAAGGACCAACAGAAACAGGGUGUCCCAUCUCAAAAAAAAAAUGAUGUAUACCACUGAAAAUUGGGUAUACAUUUUUAAUAAAAGGAGGCAGUUACAGAGUCUGAACAGAAAAGCUUCCACAAUUGAACGAGACUACAUGAUAGUGUUUUUAGAAUUCAAACAAAAAAAUUUUUAGAAAGAUCAUAUGCCACUUUUGUUUAAGGACCGAGUUAUGAUUGCUGCAUUCAUUUUGUUUUAUCUUGGCAUGUAUCUUCCAGUUGAUUUUUUGCUUUUGUUUACUUUUUGUUUAGGCCUUUUAGUCAGCAUUUUUCAUUUUUUAAAAGAAAAAGUAACACUCCCGUCCACUCAUAAGCUUGGUACAAAAACUUCUUUGGCAGUUACUUUUGACGCUUCACUCUGCUUUCUGUAUAAAGGGCGGUCUGUGGUCACUCAAGCCUUUUUUUUUUUUUUUUUUUUUAACUUUUCCAGGCAGCUUCAUGAUGUACAGGCAGUAGCCAGACAGGUCAGGGGAAGGGGCCCUGUGCUUCUAAACUGAGUGGUUGCUGGUUAGUUUGGUAUUCAAAAGAGGAUAAAAAUCUGGUAGAUUAGUUCAUUCUCAGCAUGUGUAGCUAGACAUGAGUAAAGAUAACAGCAUGAGAAACUGUUAGUACGCAUACCUCAGUUCAAACCUCUAGGGAAUGAUUAAAAUAAAAAACAUUUCACUCAGUUGCACUUAGUCGUAUGUCUUGCAUGCUUAGUCUAAAGACUGUAGCAAAAAAAAAAAAUUAGAUUUUACAUAUCUUUGCAGGUAUCACAGCCUUGCAGAGGAACCAACUGAAAAAAAAUUCUCAGGCUUUACAGCAAACAAAUUUCACUAUGAUUUUUACACUUCUGAUUCUGUAUCCCUUGGGGGUAUUCCAGUCGCUUCUUUAGGAUGGGGUUUAUUAUGUUGUACAUAUAUCCCAAUGUGUCUGUGUGAAUCUUUGUCUUUUUGGGGGGAGGGCAGAGGGUGGUUCUUUUUUUUAGAUAUUGUUCCUAAAAAGGAAUAAAUGCAUACACCUGUUUGUCAAAA